UCGUUAUUUUUUCCACAAAAGCUUUUCAUGGGGGCUAGGCGAUGGGGAACGUUUCUCCCGGCUCUAGGCGCCUGGCUCGUUGGGGCGCACUGAGCGCCAGCCGGGCCUGGGCAGUCACGGGCACUGCUCCGGACACGGGGCCUGCUGAGCACCCGCUGCGCCGGAAGAUUUCCCGUCCGAGCAGCUCAAAUGCAUCAUAAACCAAGGGGGUUGUUCAUCGUUCUCUGCCCUCUGCCAAGAUGCAAGUAUGGACAUUAUAGCCUAUGAUGAUUACUCCAGUCCACCGCUCCAGAGAUAUUGAAAGGAAACCUGAAUACCUCCAGCCAGACAAGUGUGUUCCACCUCCUAGCCGCGGUUCCAUGGGAACGAUGUGGUUUAUUCGAGAUGGCUGUGGUAUUGCGUGUGCUGUCGUUACCUGGAUGCUGGUGUUCUAUGCCGACUUUGUAGUCCUUCUUGUCAUGUUAGUUCCAUCAAGAGAUUAUGUUUAUAGUGUGAUCAAUGGCACACUGUUCAACACCUUGGCUUUCCUCGCUUUGGCUUCGCAUUUUCGUGCUAUGCUGACAGAUCCAGGUGCUGUACCCAAAGGUAAUGCCACAAAGGAGUUCAUUGAGAGUUUACAGCUAAAGCCAGGACAGGUGGUUUACAAGUGCCCAAAAUGCUGUAGCAUUAAACCGGACAGAGCACAUCACUGCAGUGUUUGCAAGAGGUGUAUUCGGAAAAUGGACCAUCACUGCCCGUGGGUCAAUAACUGUGUAGGAGAGAAUAACCAGAAGUACUUUGUACUGUUUACAAUGUAUAUAGCACUGAUUUCCCUGCAUGCUCUAAUCAUGGUGGGAUUUCACUUCUUGUAUUGCUUUGAAGAAGACUGGACAAAAUGCAGCUCCUUCUCUCCGCCAACUACAGUGAUUCUUCUAAUCCUCUUGUGUUUUGAGGCUCUCCUAUUCCUCAUCUUCACCUCGGUAAUGUUUGGGACCCAAGUACACUCCAUCUGCACUGAUGAAACGGGUAUUGAGCGUCUUAAAAAUCAGAAGCCAACCUGGGAAAAGAUCAGCGGCUGGGAAGGAAUGAAAGUGGCGUUCGGUGGUGCUUUCUCCUUGGGUUGGUUCAACCCUUUUUCAAAUCUGGACUGUAAAAAACCACCAUCGCCUGAAGUAGCAGCAGCAGCCCCUGCAUCUGCAAUUAUGACCCAAGAAGAAAUUGAGCAAUUUCUAGCUCAAGACGUUGCAGUCCAAGUGUUACAUGAAUAAGCAAAACAUCUUCCAAGAUGUCAAGGGACAUGCUCAGGUUUUUUUAAUAACUCUUUGUGCUGAAGAUUUAGGGGAUUUUUAAGUGGAUUUAUGGUGCAAAAACAAAUUCAGGAGUAUUUAUCCAGAAGUCAGGUACAACACUAGCAGAAGCAAUGCAAAUCUCCAGAGAAAGCUUUAUAGAUGAUGUGAUUCAUAAGCUCCUUUUCCUACCCCUGUCGAUUGCUUUAUUGAGCUUUUCUUUCCUGGCCUUUAAGGAAAGUUCAUAAUUGGACAGACUGGUUCCAGCUGCUGGAAAUGUGCGAUUGUAACCUAUUUAUCUUUUGUUCUUGUAACCUUUUGGAGGGCUAAAAGAUAAGCACUGAGUAAUGGUCAGAUUAACCCAGCUCUUAAGGUUUUUUGAAAAAUGCUUUUUUUUUUUUUUUUUAAAGCUCUUCCUAUAGAUGCUGUCUCUGGCUUAUGAGAGUGGGGGGGAGUUCAGACCUGGGCAGAGGUGGGGGCGAGCUUAGCCUGGGUGUGAUUCCCUUGUUUGGGCUCCAAAAUAUCCCUAGGGGUAAAUAUAGCUCCUGGGGUUGCCCAGGACCCAUGGUGCUUGGCAGAGCGGUGCUGGUGCCAGGUGGGAGUGUGGGCACGUGGCCACAGGGUUGGGGAGGCAUCCGUGGAGGUGCUGCCCAGCCAGCUCCUUGCUCAGGAGGCAAGCAGGGGAGCUGGACCACAGCAUCUGCAAUUCCUUGGCACCUAGUAACUGUUGACGUGGGAGGCAUCUGGCCUAACUUUGUAACCCAAAAAGUAGGCAGCUGCUCUAAACCAGCCAUCUGGGCUAUUUCUGCAGUCAAAGAAGAGGGGGAGAUUUGAGCACUCUGCUUUUGGAAGUACAGACCAUCUCUCUAUUUGGCUUAAUUUAGUUUUUUUUUUUCUUUCUUUUCCUUUCCUUUUUUUUUCCUUUGCUGGCCAGACUUAUCUUACUAGUAUUUGACAUUAUACAGUGCUUCCUUAAGCUAAUUUUGCAGGCAACUCAUGAUGAACAUUGACUGUCUUUACUGGUGGCACACUACUUUGGAGUAGUUCCUUGCUUAUGAGAAUGGAAUACGUAGAAAGCACACGCGCUGCCUGAGAAAGAUGGGAUUGCUGCAGACCGCAGUAAUUGCUGCAAAAUCGUAAAAAGAUGGCACUACCUGUUGCAUUCAAAAAGUUACAGAUGUUCUGCAUAUUCCAGAUGUAACUGUAGUUUUGACUUUGACUGUAUUUCAAAUAUUCUUUUUUUCAUGUCUUCCACCUUAUCUUAAUUAUCAGGAAAAUGUGCAGGAUCUUAGAAAUCACAUGUUGCUGGUUUUCCACCCCAGGCUGUGUUUGAUUUUGUCUGGCCCCACCUAGUAACAUGGGAUAAAGAUAAUUGCUUCCUUUUGGAAGUAAGAUAAAGGAUUUGGGGGAUGAAGGGGUGGAAUUGGGAAAGACCUAGAUUUAGGGGUUUUUUAUUUAUUGAAGCAAUACCAAAUGGAAUUUGUGUACAUUUUUUUUUCCAAACCGGCAUCUUAAUAGGUAUUAAUGGUGUGACAUUCAGAUAUAUCACUAAGGCUUGUCCUCUGCCACUGUAGUCCCUUUUUCCUAUGAAGGGACUGUUAAUAAACUGAGUCCGGUGACUGGUGUGAGCACAACUUGGCUAGAAAACGGGGGAGGUUUCCGAACUGUGCCCCCCCCAUAUGUUGCCUCAUUUUAGCUGAAGAACAGAUGAAAAAAAAAUCUGUAGGAAACAUGUAUUUAUACAUAUGUUGUAGUUAAAGAAAAAACACCAUAUCUGGGGGGAAUUGAGGUGUCCCCGCUUGUCAUUUAGACUUGCUCUGUAGCAGUGAGAUGUAAGGGAAGAGGCUGUCAUGCAGCACCCAGCCUGCACCUGCCUAUCAGGGACCCCUGUAAAGGGACAUUGGGGCAAAAGCAGCGCUCUAAGGGAUUCCCUACAGGGAGAAAUAGGAAUGUAUACGCAAACUUAUUAGAAAACUAAGACUCCCCUUUUAACUCAUGUUUCCUAAUUUUGGUUUGUGGUUCAGCCUCUGCAUUCAGCUAACCUCUGUGCCUCCGUUGCCGUAUCUGUAAAGUGGGAAUGGUGUUAACAGACCCUGGGGGGAAAACUAAAUUAAUGCGUGAAACGCAGAUGACUUUGAAAACAGAGCAUUUUGAGGUAAUUUGAUAGUUUAUCCGUGGUGGUGAUUGUUAGAGCGACCUGUUGUUGCUGUUGUUUUUCUCAGAGGGGUUAGGACUGCUCCACCAGGGACAGGAGCCAGGAUCAGUCACGUGUCCCUUGUUUCCUGCUGGGAAGCAGCGGUGGUGCUGGCUCUCUGAGAAAAGGCUCUGUGCAGGUGUCCGCUCCUUCAAAUAAGCCCCUCUGACAGCAGCCUGGCUCUCCAGCGGGCUUCGGAAAAAUCCUUUCCGAAGGGCCGGAAAAUACAGGGAAAGCUUGCGUGGCCAUGAGCAUGCUGAACGCCGGCUCGGGUGAGACCGCGCUCUAUUCGAUAGCACUUCUUGGGACGUGACCACCACUUAGGUUGCUUUGGUUACAUGCGGAUGGAGACGGCACAUUUUAUUCUCCGCUCUCAGACCUGGUUUACCUCAUUGUGGGGAUUUUUGUCCUUCACUUGUGUUUUCCUCCUCUUGUGUUGGCCCUCAUGUACUGGCCUUCCUAGGCUUUUUUCUUCUUUUAGCUGAAAAGCGGUGUGAAGAGGAGCAGGAAAGUGAGAAGAGCCAUCUCCCCCCUUCCUCUUCCCCCAAAGCAGUCCUCUGUUUUCUGACCCAGCUGAUAGCCCAAGAGCAGGAAAAAAAUGAUGGAAUUGGAAAAUUGUCUCUGAUUAUUUUUCUUUGCAGUGACAAGACAGGGGAAAAGUGACUGGUUUAUCUGGGGUUACUCAGAAACCUGUUUCAAAAAGCUUCUGUCAGGGAGCAAGUCGACUUCUUGAGAGCAAAGAGAUUUUUUUUUUUUUUUCUCAGCUGAACCUGUAGGCUGUGAUUUAAAUUCCCAUGAAGAAAUGGGUUCUCCACUCCAUGGAGGAAUUCCAGUCAAAAUGAGAGACAAGGGCCAUGUCCCUGUGCCCUACACAGAGCCGUGGGGAACCAAGUCCAGCCACCUGCUCUGGUGUCCUCCAAGGCUCAGCUGGGUCACCCUGGUCACCUCGGUGACUUCUCAGGGCCAGCAAAUUGGCUGUUCUGGGGUGUUUCUUGGCUGUCAGUUGCCUCCUUCCCGACCCUCCCUCCUCUCCCCUCAAAGCCCCAACAGCCCUCAGGCUAUCUCCUGCUCUGCUUCAUCUCAGUGUAGCGUGGCAAAAAGUCCAGAAUUGCAGCAGUCUUCAUGAGAUGCAAAAAACUGUUUUAUUCCUAGGUUGAGCAUAACCUUCCUGCAAUUACUAGCUGGUUGCUUGAGACCAAACAUGAUUUGCAUGAAACUGAAACCAAACCCACCACUUUUGUCUUCUUCCAUCCACGUGCUUGUUGCCCCUUUGUUAAAUUGUGCCUUAGUCUUCGGACCAGAUUACUUGAUUGCUGCUAUGAAUUUUCUUGUUGUCAACAGAGCUGUGGAUCACUGGAAAGGUCGCUGCCUGGUAAAGGGCAUGCAUCACAUCUGGCUUGUAGGGGAUGAGACUCCUGGUGAAUGCCUCACUGUGCCCACGCUGUGUUGUAACGUGGGACGCCCCAGGAUAAUGUUCUGCCCCACCAUGGUGUGCUUCAAAUGAAGGAACUGUAAAGCUUUCUGGACACACGAUCCACUGAAAUCUGCUUGAGAUCAGCUCACUGCUUCAGUAUAAGUUUUUGAUGAUGGAGAGGAGCGUGACAGAUGUGGAAAGUACUCCUGUGCUUUAUAUCUGGUGUCUUCUAAAGCAGUUUCUCUAUGCAAGUAAAGAAUUUACAUCUCUUACAAAUACAUAUAUUUUGCUACUUGUAGCUCAUUUUAUGCCUCCAAUUGCUACUGUAUUAAAGUAUUAAUACUUCCAUCCACUAAGAA
This is a messenger RNA of Dromaius novaehollandiae (emu), 5232 nucleotides long. It is a transcript of the gene ZDHHC3, whose product is annotated as zinc finger DHHC-type palmitoyltransferase 3. The transcript has 7 exons. Gene Ontology annotation, molecular function: palmitoyltransferase activity. The record is from RefSeq and is a predicted model, not a curated record. Lineage: Eukaryota; Metazoa; Chordata; Aves; Casuariiformes; Dromaiidae. Bases 264 to 1247 code for a protein of 327 amino acids.